Schistosoma margrebowiei is the source of this 2306-nucleotide messenger RNA. The record is from the annotation of a GenBank genome assembly. NCBI's taxonomy places the organism in Eukaryota, Metazoa, Platyhelminthes, Trematoda, Strigeidida, Schistosomatidae.
CUCAACAACUCGUAAACGUUGUGAAUCUGUUCCAAUCAUGCGUUAAUCGAUAACUGCAAAACGUGUUUGAAUUUUUUGAACAAUUUUAAUCUCGUAAAACAAACUUUGGACGGUAAUGAGACAGUGUAUUACACGAAGAAUCAUGAAUAAUAGAUAAUACUGGAAGAGAUUUUAAAUGUUAUAUCGUCGCAUAAUUUGAAACCAUAAUGUGUCUAAUUGAAAACAUGGGAUUACCGUUCGAAAUUGCUCAGUGCCUUCAUGAUUAAAAGUUGCUUGGCGGCCAAAUUCCGGUUGUGUAAAAUAUUUUCCUGCAGACUAUCACUACAGAAAGUUCUCAUUACAUUUGAUCGCUUCAUACUUGGCAUUUAAAUGGGAAACACGAAAUUCGUUUAGUUUACUACCCGAUUUCUUUAUAUUUGGAAGAUUGGUUCUCAGACUUCACUUUUAGUUUUUUUCGUUCUAUGUAUCCUGAUACGUUUUUUUUUAUCCUCGGGACAUCUCGAUGCUUAAUUCAUAUUAAUCAUUAAUUACACAUUUUAAAUGACAGAUGCUUAUCAUUUGGGGAUUUCAAUCAACAAUCAUGGAAAUAUUGUUACUUAUUAUUUAUUUUGAGGAUUGAGGGAAACUGGUUUUUGCACCGGAAAAUACACAACUUUGUUCGUUAUAGCGGGGAACGUACACUUAAAAGCUACGUUUUAAAUUGAGUAGAUUCUUUUUCGAAAAUGUUAUCAUACAAACAAGCUAUGGUAUCCACACAGUAAUCAUGGAAUCUUGAAACAUCAGAUUGUAAACGUUCUGAGCGUAAGAAGUACCUUUUCAUCACGUAUCGGCCCCUUGUUCGUAGUUAUUUGGUAAACUGCGUAUUACGAUUUUCCUGGAUUCAACUUUUUGAUGGUUAAAGACCGACUGCCUGAGCUAGAAGCUCGUAUAAAGGUCAGAAAUGAUAAAAAUGCCAGGAAAAAGGCUGAGUUUGACUUUUCUCAACUACAUGCUGCUGUUUUCGAUCAGGUCAAUGAACUUCACUCUGAUAUUGAUAAUUUACGGCAAGAUAUUAAUGCAGUUGACAGGCUACAAAAAGACAUACUGGCUACACCUCAACAAGAUCCAAAACUGGAUAGUCAGCUUAGUGAGCUCACUAAUUCCAUCCGAGAGAGGGCUCAUAAAAUUCGGAGUUCCUUGAAAGAAUUAGGGCAACAGGAAGAUGAUAAACUUCUGUCAGGAUUAUCUGGUAAAUGUCGUCUAAAGUCAUCUCAGCAUGCUGCUAUUUCUCGACAAUUCGUUCACAUUAUGAACAAUUAUAGUCAACUACAAGUAGAUUAUCGUGACAAGUGUAAGGCUCGAAUUCGAACUAAGCUCCGUAUCGCUGAAGUCUCAUUUUCGGAAGAUGAGGUUGAAAAGAUGUUAGAAAAAAACCAUACGGGUAUUUUUACACAGGCUAUUAUGGCUGAAACAGAAGCUGCGAAGCGAUCAUUAUCGGAUAUCGAAGCUCGUCAUGCAGACAUUAUACGGCUCGAAAAAAGUAUCCAGGAGAUGAAAGAGUUAUUCUUCAAUGUCGCUCUUCUAGUUGACCAACAGGGUGAUUUAGUCGACCAGGUUGAAUACAAUUUGAACAAGGCAUCUGACUGUGUUGUAAAUUCAAAGCGUACCCUUUCAUCAGCCGUAAUCAGAAAUAAGAAAAAUCGUCGCUGCAAAAUAAUCUGUAUUAUAUUGGUUGUUGUUAUCUCCAUAUUGAUCCUGAUCUCAUUAGCUUCCGCAAUCGGUUUAACACGAUGAUCAACAGUUUAUUUAAUGUAUAAGGAUGAAGUUUGAAAACAACGAAUUUCAGUUUACCAAAUUUUAUCGUUAUACUCUCAAUUCGAAUCAGUUGAGGAUUAAUUACAAUUAUAAUACACAUGAUGCAUGCGUAUACAAACACAUCUCAUUUAUUCCUAUCUUGUUUAUUGUGUACAGAAAAGAUUGGAAAAUGAUGCGCCAGACCAAUCGUUCUUUUAAUUUUUACUCAUUUAAGAUACUUGCUUUUUUGUACACAAUCAAUUACGAUAAUCGCAUUGAUUAUCACAAUAAAUACUUUUAUCAUUAUCAUUUUUAUUGUAGCUAUCUUUUAUGUUCCUAAUUACUUAAUUUUUCAAGCGUAUCAAUAAAAAAUAUAUAUAUUCCCGCCAAAUCCUUAUUGACUGCUCGUUUUGCGCGAGGUAAUUUUUUUUUAUCUUAUGUUCUGUAGUGUAUCAGUAGAAAGUUGUUUUCCAGACAGUAUAUGACUAAAGUAUUUUCUACUAAUCAGUUGAUAGAUCCUGUUUACCUUUUAA